GUUUCUCUCUCCACGUCUCUCAAUCGCAAUUCGGAGCAUUAUUUGAAGACUUGACGUCGACAAGAUGCCCAAAGGCGGAGAAAUCUGUGCUGCUAUAUGUUCAGUAUGCUGUAUCUGUUGUUCCAACAAUCUCGCAAACUGGUGUCUCCUCAAAUCCGGUCGUAAUCGCGACGACGACGAAGAUGACUAUAAUGACGACUUCGAGCAGGAUGAAGCACGUCACGGUCAACAUGCGGAAGCUACACAUCUUGAAAACCAGCGCAAAGCGAAAGAUGGUGGUAACAAGGCCAACAAGCCCAAGACCGAGACUCAUAAUCAACCCUCACCGAGAGAGACGAUGAGGGCAGCGGCUCAGAGAGAGGUUUGAGCGAAGAUGCGAGUUAAAGGCAACAACUUGAAGACGUCCUACUAUGAAUCGGAUUCAGCCUACGUUGACCGACGGCCGCCGGUUGCCUUGAUGAUUACAUGGAGAUUUUGUUCAUGAUAUCGGCUUGACGAUGGAAUCCCAUUGCCGCGCAGCUUCGAGGAGGUUAGACCGGAAGGGUUUGAAUGAAGGGCAGGUCCCUGGAGCAAUAUGUUUGGCAGAUAUUGCAUUGCUUUCACCUGCGUAUAUUAUAUAUUAACAUGAUACUGACGAGAAUCAUGAAGUUGAUUGAAGUGGUUGCGAGUCGGGUCCAGAAUAGAGACGGUAUAUAUGUCUUCGGAGUCUAUGAAUAUAUAGGACUGACGUAGACGAGAGAAGUCUCUUGCAACUUC
This is a messenger RNA of Somion occarium, 756 nucleotides long. The record is from the annotation of a GenBank genome assembly. NCBI's taxonomy places the organism in Eukaryota, Fungi, Basidiomycota, Agaricomycetes, Polyporales, Cerrenaceae.